CAAAGGCCACAGAGAUGAGACUCACUUCCGUUAACAAGUCUGGUACACUUUCUUGGUGUCCUAUUCAAGACCACACCGAUUUGAUGGCUGUUGGUUCUCUGGCUGGCUCGUUGGAUUGGAAUGAAUCGCUGAGAUCUAGUCAACAAGCAGGUACUGGAGCAACUUUAGAAAUAUACAGUAUAUUGCCAAGCUUUACAGGAAAGCAAAUCAGUAGUUUAAGCACAAAAUAUGAAGAGAGUGAAGAAACCCCUGUUGAAGAAGAAUCCGUACAACAACAACAAGAAUCAACAGAUUCAUCAGAUAUUUUCCAAAGUAACGAUGAUGAUUUCUUCUCAAAUAGUUCUUCAUCAGCUUUCUUUUCAUCAUUGGGUUCUACUCAUCAACAAAACGAAUUAAUCUCAACAGAGGAAGAGGAAAAGAAGAAAAAGGAAGCUGCUAGAAAGCAUCCAAAAUUAGUUGCUCAAAUCGAAGCACCUGAUCGUUUUAACAGACUUUCUUGGGGUACUCCGGGAUCAACAGGAGAAUCACUUGGUAUUGUUGCUGGUGCUCAAGUUGAUGGUACUAUUAGUCUUUUUGAUGUUAACAAGAUGGUAGAAUCUUACUCCAAGACAAAGAAAAUUUCAUCAACAAGUUCUGCUCUUGUUGCUACUCUUGAUAAGCACCAAAAUAGUGUUCGUGGCUUAGAAUUUAAUCCAAAACAAGUCAAUUUAUUGGCAAGUGCUGGUGAAGAUGGACAACUUUUCAUCUGGAACUUGAAGCAACCAGAACAACCUGGUGUUGUUGUUUUGGGUUGUAAAAAUCCACAUCAAAAUCAAACAAUUUCUCAUCUUCAAUGGAAUCAAAAAUUCGAAUAUAUUUUGGCAACAACAUCUCAUCAAGGAACAUCUGUUGUUUGGGAUUUGAGACAAAAACGUGUUCUUGUUCCUUUCAGUAAUGCCAAUCAUCCAAGAUCAAGAUACAGUUCUCUUGCUUGGAAUCCAGAUAUUCAUACUCAAUUAUUAGUAGCUUGUGAGGAUGAUGAAAGACCAGUUAUUGAAGUUUGGGAUUUGAGAAAGGCUUAUGCUCCAAUCAGAGAACUCGGAUCCGCUCAACAAGGACAUCAAAAGGGUGUUUUGAGUGUUAGUUGGUGUCGUGAAGAUAGUAACCUUUUGGUCAGUAGUGGUAAGGACAAUCGUUCACUUAUUUGGAAUCCUAAUACUGGUGAUUUACUUGGAGAACUUUCAACUGGUUUCUCUGAAGUUUCAUCAUCCAAUAGAAAUAAUAAGGGAAGAGUUAAUACUCAAGAAGAAUAUCCAUGGAUUUUCGAUGCCCAAUGGUCAUACAAAUCAACUAUUCUUUCAACAAGCUCUUUUGAUAAGAAGAUUCAAGUUUACAGUGUUCAAGAUCCAAGUUCUGUCAAUGUUGAAUCCAAUGCAUUCAAUGCCUCUGUCAAGAAUAUUUCACAACCAACUGCUUCAGUUUUGAAGACUGCACCAAAAUGGCUUAAGAGACCAGCUGGUGUUUCUUGGUGUUUUGGAAAUAGAUUAAUUGCUUUCAAUAACACAAUCAAGCAAGAAAGUGAAGAAAAUAGUUUGGAAAAGCACCAACAAGUUCAACAAUUCAUGACUCCAAAUCCAAUUCGUAUUUACAGUGGUGCCUCUGCUCUUGCCUCUGUUUCUGUUAGUGAAUCUGAUGCACCAAAGAUGUUCGAUUUCAAUAAGCAAGUUAUUGAAUUGGAAAAGAUUGUUCUUUCUCAAGUUUCUCCACAAGAAAAGAGAGAUCUUUGCGUUCAAUAUUGUAAGCAAAAGCAAUCUGAAAGCCAAUCAAUGGAAUGGAAUUUGUUGGAAAUUUUGUUUACUUCUGAUGAAGAAAAAGGAAAGAAGAUUCAAUCAUUGUUAGGAUACAAUAGAGAAACUAUCCAACAACAAUCUCAAACUGUUGAACCUCAAUCAAGUGAAUCCGAAAGAAAUAACUCUGAGGAAUUGAGCACACUCAUUAAGAAGAAUAUUAUUGUUGGAAAUAUGCAAGGAGCCAUCAACUGUUGCUUGAGUGGUAACAGAUUUUCUGAUGCCUUAGUUUUGGCCAAAGUUACUGGCAAUAGUGAAUUGUGGAAUUAUGUUGUUGAACAAUUUUUGAAUAGUAAGGAAGGUUCCGUCAUUAAUGCCAUGAGAGAUCUUGUCUAUAAGAAUUAUGAUGCUGUUCUUAACCAUACUGAAGAAAGUUGGAAGGAAAAACUUGCUACUCUCUGUUUGGAUAUGACAAAGAACAAGACUUUGAUCGAUUCUGUUCUCAAGUCUUUGGUUGAAAAGGAAGAACAACGUCUCAUUGAUAGACCAAAUGAACCACAAUCUGAAGAUGAUCUCCUAGGAUCACUCUUGGGUUCAUUCCUUUCUGGACAAAUUGAACAAAUCUUCACCAGAUGGAUUUCUGAAUUCGAAAAGAGUAUUGAAGGUGUUUCAACAUCAAGCCCAGAUUUUGCUGUCAGACUCAUUGAUUUGAUUUCCAAGAUUGAAUUACUUCAUACACACCAUCUCACCUAUGCCUCCAUCUCCAAGAAGACAACUACCAUUUCAUACAUUGAAUCUAUCUUGAAUCAAAUGUUGCAAAAUGGUCAUGUUUUGAAUCAAUAUUAUAUUACAUUUGCUAUGAAAUGUAUUGAAUUGGGCAGUUUGGUUGAUGUUCAAAAGACUUUACCAUUGGCUCUCCGUUGUUUGAAUAUUGCUAUUGACCAAACUUCAUCUCAACCAAUUAUUCUUCCAAAGGAUUAUUCCAAUGUUGAUAUUCAAGAAUUGAGAUAUCGUCUUUAUCAUUCCAUUGGUAAGGCUCCACAAAGUCUCAAGGCUCCUUCCAUGCCAAGUUCUUGGAUUAAGAAGAAACCAACACAACAAACAACACAACCAACUCCAACAACUCAUGCUUCUUCUAUUCCACCAAGCUCAAGUGCUACAAUCUCUUCUUCGACCAGAUCAGAUUCACCAACCAAUACAAAGAAAUUGGGAGGUAGUGGAUACAAGAAGGUUGAUGUUCAAUUGUUGCCUCAACCACUUCCAACAGUUUCCCCAAUUUCAGGAGCCAUCGUUCCACCAACUGGUGCUGUUGCUAAGCCUGUAGCCAUGCAUCAACCAGUUACUGUAACUCAACCAGUCCAUAACCCUGUAACAACAACACCUGUCUAUCAUCAACCAACUAGUACUCAUAAUCCAAUUCAUAAUAAUUUGGGAGGAGUUGCAUCUUUCACUCCACAACCAAUUCAACCAUCUACUGGUUUCCAAUCAAACUCAAUGAGUGGAGGUAUGCCACCAAUGAUGGGCGGAGGAAUGCCAUCAGUGGGAGGAUAUGGAAUGAAUUCAAUGAGUGGAAAUAAUAAUUUGGGAGGUGUGGCUACAUUUGCUCCACAACCAAUUCAACCAUCCACUGGAUUCCAAUCCAACCAAAUGCCAAUGGGAGGUAUGCCACCAAUGAUGGGUGGAGGUAUGCCACCAAGCACAGGUAGCAGCAAUUCUUCUCCAUCAAUGACUCCAACUUGGCAACAAGUUACAAUGCCACCAACAUUGAAUCCACAAUCAGAAGUUAUUCAACAACCUAUGGUUAUUCAACCAGUUGUCGAUCAACAAGCCAUUUUGAGAGAAAAUUUGGAAAAGUAUGCUGGAAUUGAUAUUGAAAGAAAUGUCACAAGUGCCAGAUAUCAAAAUGUUGUAGAUAGUUUGACUCAAAGUUUCGAUAAGUUAUAUGGAGGAGAAGAUAAGGGAGCUGCUCAUUUGGAAAAGAAGAGAAUGAUUGCUCAAAGUGUGAAUGCACUCUUUACUCUUUUACAAGAAACUAGCAAUGAUGCAUUGGCUCACGAACUUUUAAUGUGGAGUGAUGCCAUGUUACAAGGCGAUUUCACAUCAGCUGACCACACUUUCAAGUCUUUGAACAAGUUGUACUUCCAAGAACUUAAGAAUGCCAAGAAUAUGAGAUUUUUAAUGACCUGUCUUAAAGCAUCAAAGCAAUAAUUUUAAAUAAAUUUUUAUUAAACUAAU
Messenger RNA from Naegleria gruberi, 4001 nucleotides. RefSeq lists its product as uncharacterized. Gene Ontology annotation, cellular component: COPII vesicle coat; endoplasmic reticulum exit site. Gene Ontology annotation, biological process: intracellular protein transport; COPII-coated vesicle cargo loading; endoplasmic reticulum to Golgi vesicle-mediated transport. The record is from RefSeq and is a predicted model, not a curated record. NCBI's taxonomy places the organism in Eukaryota, Heterolobosea, Eutetramitea, Acrasida, Naegleriidae. Gene Ontology annotation, molecular function: structural molecule activity; protein binding. The transcript has a single exon. Bases 15 to 3974 code for a protein of 1319 amino acids.